This is a messenger RNA of Triticum dicoccoides, 1034 nucleotides long. Its product is annotated as 18.6 kDa class III heat shock protein-like. The transcript has 2 exons. The record is from RefSeq and is a predicted model, not a curated record. Bases 187 to 723 code for a protein of 178 amino acids. NCBI's taxonomy places the organism in Eukaryota, Viridiplantae, Streptophyta, Magnoliopsida, Poales, Poaceae.
CCCCCGGCAACAUCUCGAACCUUCUUCCUCCUCUCUUUAUACCACUCCCUCUCCCUCACUCCGCUCCGCACUGCAGAAUCCAAUCCAAUCCAAUCCAUCGAGCUCUCCAAGUCGACUCGCACCGUCCCAUCCCACUUCCCACCCACCCACACACAGCGAGUAACCAACCCGAGGAAGAAAGAAGACAUGGCCGAGCUGCUGUUCGCCCCCGCCGUGGCCGGCCUCGUCCACCUGCCGGAGGUGCUCGAGCGCCUCGCCGCCGCGGACGCCGACCACCGCGACCACGCCCACCACCACACCGCCCACGGGCACGGGCACGGCCACCCCCGCGCGCAGAUCGGGGGCGUGGGCGGCGGCGCGCCCGUGGACAUCGUGGAGACCCCCGCCGAGUACGCCUUCCUGCUCGACGUCCCCGGCCUCUCCAAGUCCGACAUCCAGGUGACUCUGGAGGAGGACAACGUGCUGGUGGUGAAGAGCGCCAGCAACGGCGGCGGCGGCGCCAACGGGAAACGGAAGCGGGAGGAGGAGGAGGCGGACUGCCGCUACAUCCGGCUGGAGCGCCGCGCGUCGCCGCGGUCGUUCGUGCGCAAGUUCCGGCUGCCGGAGGACGCGGAUGCGGGCGCCGUGGCCGCGCGCUGCGAGAACGGCGUGCUCACCGUCACCGUCAAGAAGCAGCCGCCGCCGGAGAAGAAGACCAAGUCCGUCCAGGUCGCCAUCGCCUGAUCGUUCGGGCCUUCCUUCAGUCGCGCGAACCUUCGGUACCUCGUCGGCGUUUGUCGUCAGUGAUCGUUCCAGCAGUAGAGUAGUGUGGCGAGUCUGGUAGAUUUGGGUCUUCUCUUGUGGUCUCAUGCUCUGUUCGUGGUCUGGCCGGACAUUAGGUGUGCUAGUUGUGGUCGUGUUUUGUGAAUCAUGCUGUGAAUGCAACGAUGGAGCACGAAUUGUAUCUUCCUCGCUUGACCGAAUGCAGCCGCGUGCCUGGAUUCAUACGUUUUUCACGUAAUCUUAGCGGAAAAUAGAAUGAGAACUUUGUUUCA